AUGGAGCGUCGGCGUCAUCGUCUACAUCCUGCUCUCCGGCGUUCCGCCAUUCUGGGCAGGCAAGCUACUAUCUCUUACUUCAUCAAUCAACAAUCGGAGCACGGCAUCUUCAACGCCAUCCUGAGAGGGCAGGUCGACUUCACCAGCGACCCGUGGCCGCGCAUCUCGCAGGGCGCCAAGGACCUUGUCAGGAAGAUGCUCAAUCCUGACCCCAAGCAGCGGAUUUCUGCAUACGACGUCCUCAAUCACCCGUGGAUCAAAGAAGACGGCGAGGCGCCUGAUACGCCGCUGGACAACGCCGUUCUCGGCCGGCUCAAGCAGUUCAGAGCUAUGAACCAGUUCAAGAAGGCUGCUCUGAGGGUUAUCGCGGGAUGCCUGUCGGAGGAGGAAAUAAAGGGGCUCAAGGAGAUGUUCAAGAGCAUGGACUCCGACAACAGCGGCACGAUAACCGUGGACGAGCUGCGGCGAGGGCUGGCCAAGAAGGGCACCAAGCUCACCGAGGCCGAAGUCCAGCAGCUCAUGGAAGCUGCCGACGCCGACGGGAACGGGACGAUCGACUACGAGGAGUUCAUCACGGCGACGAUGCACAUGAACAGAAUGGACCGGGACGAGCACCUCUACACCGCGUUCCAGUACUUCGACAAGGACAACAGCGGGUACAUCACGAUGGAAGAGCUGGAGCAAGCCCUGAGGGAGAAGGGGCUGCUCGACGGCCGAGACAUCAAGGACAUCGUAGCGGAAGUCGACGCCGACAACGACGGACGGAUCAACUACACCGAGUUCGCGGCGAUGAUGAGGAAAGGGGACCCGGAGCCAUCCAACCACAAGAAGCGGCGCGACGUCGUCCUGUAG
Miscanthus lutarioriparius is the source of this 852-nucleotide messenger RNA. The record is from the annotation of a GenBank genome assembly. NCBI's taxonomy places the organism in Eukaryota, Viridiplantae, Streptophyta, Magnoliopsida, Poales, Poaceae.